This is a messenger RNA of Ostrea edulis (European flat oyster), 4818 nucleotides long. Its product is annotated as beta-1,3-glucosyltransferase-like. NCBI's taxonomy places the organism in Eukaryota, Metazoa, Mollusca, Bivalvia, Ostreida, Ostreidae. The record is from RefSeq and is a predicted model, not a curated record. The coding region runs from base 58 to 1539 and encodes 493 amino acids. Gene Ontology annotation, cellular component: membrane. Gene Ontology annotation, molecular function: acetylglucosaminyltransferase activity. The transcript has 14 exons.
GCGAGUAAACAGACAGCAGAAGGGAAAGCCACGAAGGCACUGAGCGCAGCGGGGAAAAUGUUCUCUCUGAAAUCUGCCAGUUGGAUUUUACUUUCACUGUUGAUUGUUUCAGUGGAAUCAGCAGACAAAAAAGAAAAUGAAAAAGUUGCAAAAGUAAAACCAAAAGGCCUGAGUCUUAGGGACAUCACAUUUGUUGUGAUCAGUCAGCCAAAUUCCUAUCAUUUAAAGAGGUCUUCAGAGUUCAAAGAACAUUUCAAAGAUCAAACAAAGGAUCUCAGUGAGAAAGAGAAACCCAAGCUAUACUUUACACAUGAAAAAUGGGAUCUUAUUGGGGCCUUUACAGUCCUUCCACUACUGCCAAUUUUUGCCCAGGAAUUGAAAGAUUCUUCAUGGAUUUUUAUUUGUGAAGAAGAAACCAGACUCUCCUUACCUAGGCUAUUAGACGUGCUCAGAAAAUAUGAUCCAAACAAGGAAUAUUUCCUGGGUAAGGCUUUACAUGAUAGAGAAGCCACCAUCAUUCACCAUUUUGCUAAUGCCAACAACCCUUCAGCCUUUUCUUUCCCUGACUUCGGUACAGGAAUUGCUUUAAGCAGAGCGCUGUUCAUGAGUGUUGGACAGAGAUGGCCAGAUGAUUCUAUCAGAUCAGAUUUUACUAUUGAUCCUAAACAUGAACUAGCUCUGGCUCUACAGCAUGGGAAUAAUGGAGCAAGUCUAACAGAUGUGCCUGAGUUAUGUACCUUUGACUACACUGAGAAGUGUGCCUCAUGGUUUCCUGUGAAGUUUCCUGAUUGUGGCCCAGAGAUACCUGAAGAGGAUUUGUUUGUAGGAGUGAAGACAUGUGAAAAGUUCCACAAAGAGAGAGUACCCAUUGUAAAAGAGACUUGGGGAAAAGACACAAAGAAUAUAGAGUAUUUUAGUGAGAAGGAGGAUCCCUCAAUUCCAACCAUCGACCUUGGUGUUCCAAACACUGAGAGAGGACAUUGUGGGAAGACUAUGGCUAUGCUGAGAAGAUGGCUUCAGGACAAGAAAUUUGCCAAAGUUCCCUGGUUCUUGAUUGCAGAUGAUGACACUAUUAUAAAUUUGAGGAGAUUGAGGAAGUUACUAGCUUGUUAUGAUCCCAAAGAACCCGUUCACCUCGGAGAGAUGUAUGCAUAUGCUGUGGCCAAGAAAAACUGGGGCUAUACCUAUAUCACUGGUGGAGGAGGGAUGGUGUUCAGCAGAGAAGCCAUCAAUCGGCUGGUGACGAGUGGCGAGUCGGAUUGCAGCGCUGACGAUUCCCCGGAUGACAUGACGCUGGGAAUGCGGUACAAACGGAUUGACAUCAGUUUGGUUCACAGUCCAUAUUUCCAUCAGGCCCGACCAGUUGACUACAGUACAGAUUUUCUAGCAGCAAGAACUCCCCUGUCUUUCCACAAGCACUGGAUGUCCGACCCUAGGGCUGUGUACGAGGACUUGAUGAAGGAACCAGAGAGUACAAACAGACCAACAGACAGUGGGACAACUACGACAGAAAAAUCUGAGGACCAUGAAGAGUUAUAGUGGCUUUUAGAUACAUUAGAUAGCAGUUAAUCAAAUUCAUGUUAAUGCAUUAAUGUUAUAUCUUAUCUUUUAGAGAUUUUGAAUAUAGCAUUGGAGGGAUAUUAGUUUUUUUUGUUGGGUUUUUUUUUUUUUUUUUGGGGGGGGGGGGGGGGGUUAUUUUUACCUUAAUUUGGGUAAUGGGCAAUCUUUGUGCCAAAAAUAAGCUUCAAAUGUUUCUCCUUUGGAAAAUUAUGAUCUGGACAAAAAAGGGACAGACAGAUUGACAUGUUGAUUCCUUCAAACACUCCUAAAAGCAUGAAAAAGUACCCAUAUCAUUGAAUAUAUUGUAUUAUUAAAUACAUGUAUGUGUUUUUGAUAGACAUUUUUUUUUAUCAAUUUAUUUGUUGAAAAUUGCUGUCUCUUUUACAAUGUAGCAUACAAAUAUAAAAUUCAUCUUGUUUCAUUUUGUUUUAACCAUAGCUUCAAGCUUUGCCAUUGUUUAUAUCCAUAUUGAAUUUUAUGCUGCCCAGACUGACUGCCAAAGCAUACUCCACAAGUUUGAUAUUGAUAACAGAUGAUUGGUCUUGUGUAUAUGCAGUUACUAUGUAUACAUGUUCAUUAUGCUUGAUGGUCAUCCAUGGAGAUAUGGAUUGAUUGCACAGUGAAGAAAGAUUCUGGGUUCUCAGAAAGAUGUGUUCAUGUAAAAAAAAAAAAAAAAAAAAGAUAAAAAGUGAUUUCUACAUCAUCCUGCUACACAUGACAGUAACAUUAAAAAAAAUUAUGAAUCACAUACUAUUAGUUUUAGGAUUUUUGGUGAAAAACUUUUUCAGGGAUAUAUUUUUAUAGAGCUUGAUUCUAUUAUCUGGAAUAUAUGUUCAUUUCUUUUAGAUAUAUUUCUAUGUAAAUUUUAUUCAUGACUAACAUUAGAAAGACAGACAAUAAGGGAGCUGUUGUAAUAUUCCAAGUCCUCUGAUGAAACGAGUCUUAGUAUGGUUGACUUGAUCAGUUUAAGAGAAUGUCCAAAAUCAUAAACAUGUAUUUCAAAUCGUAUCAUAUUUAUCCAAGAUUUGAAUGUAGCUUCAUCCUAAUGAGAAAAACCUAUAAUUUAGAAGUGAUUGUAAGGAUGACAAACCAAAGUUUUGAGCUCUACACAUGUUGGUUGUUAUGGAAAUUACUGUAAAAUUAUAUAAAUUUGCGGGGACCAAUUUUUGUGGAUUGUGGAGAUUUUACAGCUUCAUUGGGGUGUAAUUUCAUGGGUAUGAAUCUGUACAUUGAAACAUUAAAUAAAUUGUGCAUUUCAUUGUGGUUAGAAAUUGGUGGUGAAGUCAGUGAAAAUUGAGCCAUCUCAAAAUCUAAUGAACACACAAUAUUAGUAUAUUGAGAUAAACGUAAAUUGUUUUAUAAAUUGAAUUAUUUUUAUUAUCAUACAAAAAUAAAUGUAGUUCAUAAUCAACUAUCAAGUAAUUAAUAAAUAAUACAUUUACAUCAUGGAAUCAGUUCUCAUUUGAUUUCUUGAUUAAUUUGUUCAAUUUAUUGAUAUCAACAUGUUGGUAUACAGCCAAGAUUUAUAUAAUUGAACAGAUAAACAAUUAAAUUAUUAAUUUGCAUGUAUAUAUUAGAUAGUUAUAGGAUGAAUAAACAAAAUCUUGCAUGGGCAUUUUGAGUUACUGUCUAUUGUAAACUAGAAGGAAUAUUCAUCAAUUUUUUGCAUGCUCAUAUUAAAAACUCAUCACCCUUAAAUAGUGCAGCUCCAUCAUUAUCCUUAAGUAGUGCAAGUAACACUCAUGUAAUUUGACAUUUAUGUAAUUUACAUGUAAUCAGUAAUAAAAACUUGUUAUGCAACAUCAUUAUAGGUGUUCAUUUCUUUAAAAUUACAAGUCUGUUGUUAUUAUAUAUUUACAUUUAUUUAUGUUUUGUUAGUGAUGAAACCUAUGCCAUUUUAAUGUAGUUUCUCAAUAAAAGCACUGACCCUUCAAUUUGACACAAAGUUAGAUAAAGAAAUAUAAGAAAUAGAUGUCAUGGUUGUUGGUAUUAUGGGGGUGGGGGAGUGGGUUUAUAAAAACAAUGGUAGAAUGGUGGGUGUAUUUUCUGUAUAGUUUGCUUUAUUAACUGUAUAUAUCCCAAUGAUACAAAAAGACUUCGACAUUUAUUAUGCUAAAAAAGUAGGUUCACAGAUGUUUUAUUUUGGUGCCAAAUAAAUGUGAUUUAGUUUCUAAGCAAUAUUGUAGAUAAAUUUGGCUGAUUGUCUUGUUUUUAUAUUUCGUAAACAUUGUGGAUUAAACUUAAUCUCAGCGAGAUUCCUCGAGGCUGGAUAUUUGGACUGACGCCUCCAAGUUCAAAUAUCCAGCUUUGAGGAAUCUCGCUGAGAUUAGAUUAAACUGUUUUGUUUCAUAUGAGAUCUGUCAAAAUGUUUCCAGUAAUGACCUUUUUAAAAAUUAUAUUUUUUUAUACGUGUAUAGUGCAUGUAUAUUGCAGACAUUGUUAUUUCUAUAGUCAUAUGUAUAGUGAUCUUUCUGGGUGAUUUUUCCCCAGAGACUUGUAUUGAAUUGUACUGUGUUGAAGUAUGAGAAAAUACAUGUAUAUUUUGGGAUUAUGAAUAAUAUAUUGCACAGGGUAAGGAUGUGAAUUAUUGUUUGUGAAAAAGAGCACAGAUUAAUUUUUGUGUUCUCAUUGUUUUUUGAGCACAUGAAACAUGUUCAUCUUAAAGGGGCAUGGACAUGAUUUAAGCUGAAAAUUUCAAAUCUUAUUUUUCCAUUUUUAGUGCUUACAAUGCUUAACUAAAGUAUUUCUAAUGGUCAACAAAAAUUUUAAUAUUAGUUGUUGAGUUACAAGUGAGAUACAGCACUCAUAAUUCUUCGUAAUGUAAACAAGGCUCGUGCCAUGUUUUUGUUUACAUAUAGAUUGCUUUAUAGAAAACAUUUUGUUUAAAACAAAAUGAGAUGACCCAAACACUAAAAACUAUUUAAUUGUGUUCAGAAUUAACUUGUAAAUUUACUAGUACAGUAUAUUUACAUAUGUAAACAAAAACAUGGCAUGAGCUUUGUUUACAUAACAAAGAAUUGUGAGCUCUGUAUCUCCUAUGCAUGCGCAGUACCUCAACAACCGACAUUCACAACUUUUGCUGACUAUUAGAAAACCCUUAAUUAAGCAUUCUAAACAUUAAAAAUGGAAGAAUAAAAUUUGAAAAUUUUAAGCUCAAAUCGUGUCCAUGCCCCUUUAUAGUAUGUUGUGGAUUUGAAUUUUUUUCUGGGUGGGAAUUUCUUCACAAUGCAUUUCAAUAAAUGAUUAAAAAUGAUUGCA